Messenger RNA from Pipistrellus kuhlii (Kuhl's pipistrelle), 1098 nucleotides. It is a transcript of the gene FGF17, whose product is annotated as fibroblast growth factor 17. Gene Ontology annotation, molecular function: type 1 fibroblast growth factor receptor binding; type 2 fibroblast growth factor receptor binding; growth factor activity. The transcript has 5 exons. NCBI's taxonomy places the organism in Eukaryota, Metazoa, Chordata, Mammalia, Chiroptera, Vespertilionidae. Gene Ontology annotation, cellular component: cytoplasm. Gene Ontology annotation, biological process: positive regulation of cell population proliferation; regulation of cell migration; fibroblast growth factor receptor signaling pathway. The record is from RefSeq and is a predicted model, not a curated record. Bases 174 to 791 code for a protein of 205 amino acids.
CCCCUCCUCCUCCCCUCUCUCCUCCCUUCCCCUGUCUCUCCUCCUCUCCCCCCUGAAAACUGUGGCUUGGAGAGACCUUGGCUUCUCUGGGGCUCUACCCUGGGGACUGCCCGCAUCUCCUCCCGAGUCUGGGGGCAGGGGGGUCACGGCCCCACGAAACAUCUCCUCCGGCGAUGGAAGCCGCCCGCCUGCUGCCCAACCUCACCCUGUGCCUGCAGCUGCUGAUCCUCUGCUGUCAAACCCAGUACGUGAGGGACCAGGGCGCCAUGACCGACCAGCUGAGCCGGCGGCAGAUCCGCGAGUACCAGCUCUACAGCCGGACCAGCGGCAAGCACGUGCAGGUGACCGGGCGUCGCAUCUCCGCCACCGCCGAGGACGGCAACAAGUUCGCCAAGCUCAUCGUGGAGACGGACACCUUCGGGAGCCGGGUGCGCAUCAAGGGGGCCGAGAGCGAGAAGUACAUCUGCAUGAACAAGAGGGGCAAGCUCAUCGGGAAGCCCAGCGGGAAGAGCAAGGACUGCGUGUUCACGGAGAUCGUGCUGGAGAACAACUACACGGCCUUCCAGAACGCCCGGCACGAGGGCUGGUUCAUGGCCUUCACGCGGCAGGGCCGGCCCCGCCAGGCCUCCCGCAGCCGCCAGAACCAGCGGGAGGCCCACUUCAUCAAGCGCCUGUACGAGGGCCAGCUGCCCUUCCCCAACCAGGUGCAGCGGCAGAAGCAGUUCGAGUUCGUGGGCUCCGCCCCCACUCGCCGGACCAAGCGCACUCGCAGGCCUCAGCCCCUCACGUAGACGGGAGGGGACACGGGGUGGCCGCCGUCCCUCCUCAGCCUUCCCGCCGUCCCCUCCCCUUCCUAAUCCCAAAAUGGGGCUGGGGUGGAGGGCGGGAGGGAAGCCGGAGCCCCCCCAGGAGGUCCCCAGGACCAACAGGCAUCGGUGCCCACGCUGGACGGGCAGAUGCAUCACCCAGGCCUGGGCCUCGGGGCCGCCUCCUGGACCCCACCCUGGCAUGGGCCCCAGCGGUGUGGCAGGCCCUGGGGGAGACCGCUGUAGUGUGUCCCCCCACCCUCCACACACAACACAGACUCACUGAGCCCAG